Molecule: messenger RNA, 4885 nt
Organism: Nyctereutes procyonoides (raccoon dog)
Lineage: Eukaryota; Metazoa; Chordata; Mammalia; Carnivora; Canidae
Gene: RIC3
Product: RIC3 acetylcholine receptor chaperone
Exons: 6
Coding region: 4-1143 (379 amino acids)
Biological process (GO): protein localization to cell surface; synaptic transmission, cholinergic
Cellular component (GO): neuronal cell body; intracellular membrane-bounded organelle; neuron projection
Source: RefSeq, a predicted model, not a curated record
GCCAUGGCGUACUCCACCGUGCGGAGGGUGGCCCUGGCCUCGGGGCUCGUGCUGGCCGUGUCGCUGCUGCUGCCCAAGGCCUUCCUGUCUCGCGGAAAGCGGCAGGAGCCGCCACCUGCGCCGGAAGGAAAGUUGGGUCGAUUUCCACCGAUGAUGCAUCAUCACCAGCCACCCGCAGAUGGCCAGACCCCUGGGGCUCGUUUCCAGAGGUCUCACCUUGCAGAGGCAUUUGCAAAGGCCAAAGGAUCUGGUGGAGGCACUGGAGGAGGAGGUAGUGGAAGAGGCCUGAUGGGACAGAUUAUUCCAAUCUAUGGUUUUGGGAUUUUUUUAUAUAUAUUAUAUAUUCUAUUUAAGCUUUCAAAGGGGAAAACUACUGCAGAGGAUCGGAAAUGUUCUACUGCCACAGCUGGAAACACCCACAGGAAAAUUACCAAUUUCGAGCUUGUUCAACUGCAAGAAAAACUGAAAGAGACAGAGGAAGCCAUGGAAAAAUUAAUCAACAGAGUGGGACCUAAUGGUGAGAGAGCACAGACUGUGACUUCCGACCAAGAAAAACGGUUGCUGCAUCAGCUCCGAGAAAUCACCAGGGUCAUGAAAGAAGGAAAAUUCACAGACAGACCCACUCCAGAGAAAGAAGCUGAAGAGGCCCCUUACAUGGAGGACUGGGAAGGUUACCCUGAAGAGACUUAUCCAAUUUAUGACCUUUCAGAUUGCAUCAAGCGUAGGCAAGAAACAAUCCUGGUGGAUUACCCUGACCCCAGGGAGCCCUCUGCUGAAGAAAUAGCAGAAAGAAUGGGAGUCCUAGAAGGUGAAGAAUCAGACCAUUUGGGUUGGGAAAUACCCACUGACCCCAGAGCCCAGGAAGAGAAUUCUCUUACCUCAUGUGACCCAAAGCCAGAAACCUGUUCCUGCUGUUCUAAUGAAGAAGAGGAUCCCGCAGUCUUGGCAGAGAAUGCUGGAUUCAGUGCAGACACUUACACUGAGCAAGAGGAAAUCACCAAGGAAGUAUGGGCCCAAGACUUCAGAGAUGAAGGCCUAGGCAUCAGCCCUGAUAAAGCACAUACAGGUGCCACCUUGAGGAAGCGGAACCCCCAGGGUUUUGAGUUGAAAACUACUGGUUUGGGGAAGUAUCCAUUACUCUAGUCCCAAGGUGACCUCUCUCUCCUCUGAUUUCAUCCUUGGCCCUGUGCCCUGAACUUCAUUCUGUGUUUAAGUAUCUUAGCUAAUCAGGCCACUACCAUGGAUAUCAUAUAUCCUUCCUGGUGCUCACACACCUGUCACCUUGUAAAACACCAUAGCAAUUAGUAUGAAUACAGUACAGCUUCACUGUCUCUUCAUGCUUUCCCUCCACCAGAGUUGAUCCACUGAGUAAAUAUGUUUGAGCUAUUGUACACUCAGGGGCAGAGGUCUGACUCUUCAUGCCAGGAGUAGCAGAUGGUUUACCUGUGAACAAACAUCAGUUUAUACAUCAUGAGGACUUAACGUUGCAAAAGUGAAGGUUUCAGAGUCCGAGAUGCCUUACUCUGCAGGCCUUGAGCAGGUUAGUGGUCCCCUGAUUCAAGAGAACAUUUUGUUAGUGGGUAUGAUGGGGCCAGAGGCAGGGUAAGCCUCCGCUCCGCUGUGUGAACUGAAGCCCCUUCUCAGUGAGGGCCUUUUUAGGAGCACUGUUGCUGCCCCGAUCACCAGGGAAUGUGUCCAGAGACCUGUUGGGGGACUGUUACUCUGGUAUUGCUGGAUCUCUAGCUUCCUUUAUCCCUGUUCCGUUUCACAGAACUGUCAGCCCAGAAGCACCUUUGUACCUCUGGCCUUCAGUGGCCAGAGGGAGCUUUAAAUAGACACAGUCCUUGCCCUGCAGAGCCAAUGCUGGAGGCUGUUAAGGCUACAUGAAAGCCUGUGUAAGGGUGGUGCUCCUCCGUGAGACCCUCAGGCCAGAGGGUCAGAGCUAGGGAGAGAAUCCGUGUACUUAAUCACAAGCCUUGCCUAGAAGCAAUUUCUAAAUGUUGUGCCCUCUGGGAAAUUUAUUCUUACCACAUGAAUUGAAACAAAUGAGGAGGACUGAGCUUAUAGACAAAGCACCAGCCCGCAAGGAAAGUUGCAGUGUAUGUCUGUUGCAGAGAACCAAUAUAGCAGUUCCCAGGGGAAGAGACUAUUCUAUAUUCAGGUAACUGGGUCUUUUGAGAAAGCUGGAGGGAAGCAGGAGGUAGGUUAAGACUGGGAGGAUUUUGACCAAACUAAAGGCCUCAUCUCUAAGGUGCCACCUGUCAUGUGUCUUCUUGAGAUAAGAUGGCACCCAUAUAUCCUGUCGAGUAAGGAUGAGUGAAUUCAGUUUACAUGUAAGACCUGAGAAUUUAAAGAGGACACAUUUCCAAGAUCAUCCCUAGUCAUGAAAUGUGGAAAACUUGAAAACUAAGAAAUGAUGUAAAGGUAGAUAAGGCUUUUGGAAUUCCAUUGUUCCUGGUCGACUGAGAUGCCAGGAAAAGUUUAAAUCCCACAUAUAAGCAUAGAGACUGCUGUCAGAAGGUACGGGAUCAUAGUAAGAUAACACAUCAGUGACUAGUAGGCAUUUCUUAUUAAAAUUAACAUUUGUUACAGAGAAAAGUCAUUGAAGAUUGAGUCUGUAGAAGUAUUUGCAUCCGUGUGUAGAACCUUUGAUUCAUUUUAAAGAGUACAGCUUAAAAUGUACUGGAAAUGAUCUAGAUGUAAUGUAAUGCCCAAGGUAAAAAAAUAAUGUAGGUGCUCUUUACUGUUUCGAUAAAUUGUUUUCCCUGUUAUUUCCCCUUCAUUCACUGUAAGUGGUUGAUUUGUAAGGAGUCCUGGGUCCCUGGUUCCUUUUUUUGCCUUAGUAUGUAUGGUUCCUUAUUAGAGAUGUGUGUUUGUUUCUAACUUAUGCAUUCAGUUAUUCAUUUAGCAGGCACUGUCCAGAGCUAGGUGGUAGGAACAGAGGCUCAAUUCCUACGUUUAAGAAACAGAAGUUUAGUGUGGGAGCUUUGUCCAAUUUGUUUAAAUGAAGAUUAACUAUAAAAGGGCUUGAGAUUGUGAAUUUUGCAGGCAGAGAAAUGUUGGUCAGGAUUCCAUCCCUGCCUUUUCUAUCUGUAGACUCUUGUCGGCUCCUUACCUGUGCUGAGCCUUGGCUUUCUCCCAUCUGAUGCAGGAGAGUAGAAGUCCAGCUCUCACACGGUGGGUAGGAGGAAUGAAUGUGAAUCAUCAGUGCCAGUAAAACAGCAUUUGCCCUCCUACCUCCUACGUGGUAACUACUCACUGUUAGCUAAUUUACUCUUAUUGUACAAAGUUUUACAUUGUAAUUGAGAUGUGGACCCAGAUCUACAAGAAUACAAAGAUCAUUUUUGCCAAAGUACUUCCAAGAAGCUUUCCUGGGGAGCUGGAUCUUCAGGCAUGCUAAGAACUUCUCCAGGUGGCUGAGGAACAGAAUGGUCAUUCUUGGCAGAAAAGGUGGUAUUGGAUGUAACAGUGACAAGUGUGAAAAGUAUAUGGAUGUUCAGGUAUUUUUAUGAGGCUGGUAUAUAAGGUGUUGUAUAACCAAGUCUUUAUUUUGAAUGUUGAUCUUUGGGAGAAACUGGCUCAUGGAACUAGGUCCUGCCAGAAGUACUAAGAGCUCUGGAUGGCUCUUACUGCCCAAGCUCUUGGUUGGCUUAUACAGCAGGGAUAUAUUAGCAUAUUUCUAUUUCAGAAAUUUUGAUGUAUUCAUCAGUCAUUUAGAUUAGUACUUUUUGGAUUUUCCAAAAUUAUUUUGUCCUUCAGAGAGAACAAUUAUAUGUAUAUACAACCUGGGAUGACCAAAAUCAUAGGACUGGCUUUUGUUGUCAUGUGUGCUCUUUUCUUAAUGUCUUUCUUCUCAAAAAUGGUCUGAACUGUGAGCCUGAUCAGGUACUAGGUCCUCAGUGAUCUUUGAGCACCGUGCACAGUGCUCUGUCCUAGUUCUUGGGAUAAAUAGCCUUGGAACUAAGGGCCUCACCUUAUUUUCCUGUCCAUGGUCCUUUCCUGGAACCAUUCUUGGUCAGGUGGGUGAACCAGUCAGGAGAGCCUCUUUCCUGGUCAUAAUAGGAGCAUAAGGAAAGUGCCUUGUGAACUCCAGGACUAGCGGUGCACAUGCUCUAAAAAACUAGACCCAGGGGCAGCCCGGUGGCUCAGCAGUUUAGCACCACCACCUUUAGCUCAGGGCCUGAUCCUGGAGACUCGGGAUCGAGUUCCGAGUUGGGCUCCCUGUAUGGAGCCUGCUUCUCCCUCUGUCUCUCAUGAAUAAAUCUUAGAAAAACAAAAAAACAAAAAAACCCCCAAAAAACCACAAACUAGGCCCAGGAAGGAAGGCAUGUUGAAGAAUGGAGGUAUUUUUGACUGUUAGAAGAAGUGGUCUAUGAAAACCACACUCUCUCUACUUUCUAUGGUUUAGGUGAUGAAUAACCCAUGGUCCAAACUAAGACACCUUGAGAAAAGGUUAGAACUUUAAUUAUAAUUAUGCCAGGACAAUAGGUAUAAACCAGGACUGCCUUGGAUAUAUGGUCACCCUGGCCAUGACUAUUUAAAAGAUUUGUCUUUAGCCUGACCACUAACCCAACAAAAACCUCUGGUAAGAACUUGCAUAUGGUUUCCCACAGAGGCAGAGCCAAGGACUUGGGCCAUGGUAAUGAUAGGAUCUUGGCCACAUAAAAACUCCAAAUUGAGGGUAAAAAAAAAAACCCAACUCUGCUUACUUUUGUUCCUAAGAACCAGUCCCCACCCCCCGGGCAUACUUCGGUUAGAGAAGCCCUCUGCAGGAAUGAGCGGUUUAGUUCCUAAGUAUCUUCUAUCCUUAACUAUUCUUCAGCCCUUCUCAGCCUGGUAUGUGGCCAGAGGAGGACAGCUUCAGCCCACCACGUGAUAGUGCUUC